Molecule: messenger RNA, 868 nt
Organism: Lycium barbarum (goji berry)
Lineage: Eukaryota; Viridiplantae; Streptophyta; Magnoliopsida; Solanales; Solanaceae
Exons: 2
Coding region: 69-572 (167 amino acids)
Source: RefSeq, a predicted model, not a curated record
UUUUUAUUGCCAUCCUCAGUACUUAUAAGUUCCAUUACAGUUCAUACUAGCUAACAAGCUUAAUAUCCAUGGCACAAUAUCAGCUGGUAUUUGCUCUCUUCAUCACGUUGGCUCUUGCCAGUUUUCAAUUUUCCUAUUCCUAUGUCUUGAAGGGUUCUGUCACUUGCUUAGACUGCAAGCAACAUACCAAUCUCUCAGGAAUAAAGGUUUCGGUGAAGUGUAGCCAGGUGAAAACAUUGGCUAUGGCCACAACAAAAGAAGAUGGCUCUUUUGGAACAAACCUCCCUUUGGACAGUACAAACAAAUGCUAUGCCAAGAUCCUUGGAGGUCCUAAUCAGCUCUUUGUUUCAAGAAAAGAAACAGAUCCCACUAUUGUCAAGGCUCAAGAGGAUGAUAAUGCUUACACUAUAUCUAAGCCCUUAAAGUUCUACACAAGAUGCCCUUUAUCCAACAAUGGAAAAUGUCACGAGUUUGGUUCAUCAAAGACUAUUGAUCUACCAGUGCCAAAGGAGUGGGGACUUGCACCAACUAGCUAUUAUUUUCCUUUCAUCCCCAUCAUUGGCAUACCUUAAUUACUAUAUAGUCUUUAAUUAGUGGAUGUGGGAAAUGGCAAUACUUGCUACUAUACUGAAGUAAACUCACAUCUCUGUCUAUCUAUGUCAUAGUUGUUUGGAAGAAAGGUCUCAGAUAUACCUUCGUCAUGUAUGAGAUGGUCUUAUAUAUAAAUAUUAAAUAUAAACAUAUAAUAUAUGUUUAUAUAGGUUUUGGGUGUAGAAAAUUAAUUGUGUAAUGUUGUCUAGUCCUUGCAAAAAGUGGUUGUUUCUGUAAUUGCGAGUUUGCAACUUAAUGAAGUAAAUUUGUGUGUUAA